UGAAACGAACGGCGUACCACUGUAUGAACGUUGAUGUUUAACGUCUUCGGUUCUACGCGGUCUUCCUAGUUUAGUGUACCUUGCAUGACGUUAGAUUUAUCCGUGUUAGGAGGGCGUGCAAUUUUCACAAUCUCCGUUUACGUAUUCUCGUGAUAAUGCCAAAGAGAAAGAACCAGGCUCUUAUAGAUUCUGAUACUACCGGCAGUGCAUCAGAAAGUGGAUCGGAUUUGGAUAAUGACUUAUUAUCUCUUGCCAAGAAAAAGAAAGGCAAAGCCCAAGAUGAAUCUCCUUCUAAUGAAGAAACUGGCACUAUCAAGAAAGACAAUAAAAAUGAUUCAGACACAUCAGAUUCAGAUGAUGAUUGGGGUGCAAAAACUGGGAAAAAUAAAAAGAAGAAGGUGCCAAGUAAAAGAAAUAAACGUAAGGUGACAAAGUCUAGUAGCGAAGAAAGUGCCAGUGAAAAAGAACCUGAAAAAGUCUCUGAACCAGAAGAAGGUGAGGUUUCAGACUCAGAUGCUAGUGUUUCUGAUUCUAGCCAAGAAGAAUUUAAUGAUGGCUAUGAUGAUAAAUUAAUGGGAGAUGCUGAAGAUCAAGCAAGACUUGCUCAAAUGACAGAAAAAGAACGUGAACAAGAAAUCUUCAAACGUAUUGAACAACGUGAAAUCAUGAAAACAAGAUUUGAGAUUGAAAAGAAAUUGAGAAUGGCCAAGAAACAAGAAUUAAAAAAGCAAAAAGAAUCAAGAAAGAAAGAAAAGAGUGCAGAAGAAAAGAAAGUUGAUAGAGCACCAGAUCCUAAAGAACGAAGUAAAGAUCGUAAAAAGACAAUAGAAGAAAAACAAGAUAAAAAAUUCCAUGCAAUGUCUCUUCUUAAAGCAAGAAGAGAAGAGAAGAAAGAAAGGGAAGAGAAAGAGAAACAAAGAAUAGAACAACAGCAACAGCAGUCAAAAGAUAUUGAAGAAGAAGAAUUAGAAGAUGACCACAAAGGAGGGGCAAACAAAACUAAACUUAAAGCAUCUGAUAUUUAUUCUGAUGAUAGUGGUUCAUCAGAUAGUGGUGAAGAAGAAGAAAUUGCUAAACCAUCAUCUACUCGCAGAUCAUCUUCAAGUGACAGUAGAGAUACUGAUUCUGAUGCUGAUAAAAAAUCUAUUACCAGUAAUAAAGCUAAACCGAAAAAGCCAAUAUAUGUUAAUUCUAAGGAUGAUCUCAAUAAAAUUAGAUUAUCUCGUCAUAAGAUGGAAAGAUUUGUACAUCUACCUUUCUUUGAUAGAGUGGUACAAGGUUGUUUUGUUAGAAUUGGCAUUGGAAACAAUAACGGAAAACCAGUAUACAGAGUAGCUGAAAUUAGCGGUGUCUGUGAAACAGGAAAAAUCUAUCAACUUGGUGGGACAAGAACGAACAAAGGAUUGAAACUAAGACACGGAGCUCAAGAACGUGUCUUCAGAUUAGAAUUUGUGUCGAAUCAAGAGUUUACUGAAUCUGAAUUUCUUAAAUGGAAAGAAACUUGUGCUUUGCAAGGAAUAUCAAUGCCAACUUUUGAAGAAGUUGAACAAAAAUUAAAAGACAUCAAAGAGGCUUUAGUAUAUGAAUUCAAAGAAGAAGAUAUAGAAAAAAUAGUACGAGAAAAGGAAAGAUUUAAACAAAAUCCAUAUAAUUAUGCAAUGAAAAAGGCACAACUUAUGCGCGAAAGGGAUGCAGCUAAUUGUAGAGGAGAUGACGAAACUGCUAGUCGGCUUAAUCAAGAAUUGAGUGAACUUGAGGAACGUGCAUCUGAACUUGAUAAAAUGCGCACUGCAACGAUAUCUAGCAUAUCAUACAUUAAUGAUCGUAACCGAAAAAAGAAUGUUGAAGAAGCUGAAAAAGCAAUAAUGGAAGAGAUUAAAGCCAAUAAGGGUAAAAAGGUAGAUGAUCCAUUCACUAGACGAAGUACAAAACCAAGAAUGGUUUUCAAACCAGAAGAUGACGAAGUAUCAUCUACUGUUCCAGACCUUGGUAAAACAAGUCCUCAACAAACUGAAGCAGUAGCAGUAUGUGAAAAAGAAAAUGGCCAAGAAACAAAAAAGAAACAAAGUACUGAAGAUUUAUUUAAUGCUCAUGAUUUUGAUAUCACAAUAGACUUAGAAGUACCAAUUCCAAAUAAUCCUGUUAGUGUAUUGCCGAAACCCAUUAGUAACAUCAAAGAUACUGGACCUCGACGAUCUUUAAAUUUGGAAGAUUAUAAGAAAAAACGAGGACUAAUCUAACGAUUUGUUGCCUUUAGAAGUAAAAAAAAAAAUCAAUCCUUGAUGAUAUCUGAUUAAUUCUAAAAAUAAGGACGAAAUCUUGUAACGGUUGACUGAGAAACUAGUUUAUAUAUAGUUCUCAUAUAAUAUUCCUUUUUUUGUUAUAAAUAAUAAUUCCUCGUUGUUAGAAAGGAUAUAGGUGGUUUCUACCAUAUGAUUUUAUUGUAGAAUCAUACAUGGUAUUCUUAACGGAUGCACUUUUAUUGUUCGUUAAAAUAUUUCUGUUUUUUAAAGAAUACAAUUAAUAAGUACUUAAAAAAAGUAUUAUGAUUUGAAUCAUUUUAGGAUUUCACGAUUGUUUCAGUUUUUCAGUGAUAUCUUUUAAUAAAAGCAAAUUUACCUUUUAGAGAGAAAAUAAUUCAUUAUUAAGAAUUGCAAUACAAAUAUUAACAGAUAAUUUUAAUAAUAAAAAUCGAUAUGGAUCAUAAAUACAUUAAUCAUAACUUGCAUAUAGCAAUAUGUGACAUUUUCCUAUGUUCAAUAUGUUAAAAUAAACAUUAAUAAGCAGCCUCGUAAUAUAAAAAAUUUCGUAAUACAAAAAUUUAUACAAAUUUGAAAUGAGUGAACAUGUGCUUCUAUUAAUUAUGUUUAUGAUGAUUAAUUGCUUUGUGUGAGGGUAUUACGAAGACUAUCAUACGUAUAGAUAUUUUUUUAUUCUCUGCAGUGUUUUAACACUGUAAUUACAAACUACUGCCAAUAUAAUUUGGCUACAAAAGCUUCAAAAUAUGUUUUACUAUAAAAAUUUGUAAAUAUUCUCUGAACAAUUCGAAUAAUUUAAAUCACUAAAUUCUUAUAUACAUACAUAUAAAUAUAUAUAUUUCUGUACGAAAUAAUGAUAAAAGAAUAUUUUUAGAUGUAUACUUUUCUUAUGUCUAGUUAAUCUGAUUAUUGUUAACUUUAAUCUAACAAGUAUAUUAUCGUAAUUUAAUUUUUAUUAAUGUUCAAAAUAAUUAAAUUUUUUUUGCAUCUUCUGCUCACAAUAUUACUAUUUAGUACACAAUCAUAAACUGGAUAUCUUGAAUAAAUAAAAAUUUGAUACUUUGUAAUAAAAAGUGUGCAUUUUUUUAUAAUUAUGAAUCAUUAAUUUAGAAAGUAGGUUUAUUGAAAGCAAUAAACGAAUAUUUCAUUUCAAAAUACAUCUUAGUAUGCAAAAUUUGAUUUAUUCAGGAUAUCAAAAAUUAUUUGAUAUGAUUUAUGAAAUUCAAAAAUGAUUAUAUAAGCUGAUAAACUAUAAUAUACACAAGUAUCAAAUCUGAAUUAAAAUCAUUACUAUCCACUAUCAAAAUAAAGCAUGUUUGCUUUUAUCCACUUUGCCAAAAUUGUACAUAUAUGUACCUAGACAGUACUAUUAAAAAAAUUUAGAAAGA
Frieseomelitta varia is the source of this 3646-nucleotide messenger RNA. It is a transcript of the gene Rtf1, whose product is annotated as RNA polymerase-associated protein Rtf1. Bases 156 to 2240 code for a protein of 694 amino acids. Gene Ontology annotation, cellular component: Cdc73/Paf1 complex. Gene Ontology annotation, molecular function: DNA binding; RNA polymerase II C-terminal domain phosphoserine binding. NCBI's taxonomy places the organism in Eukaryota, Metazoa, Arthropoda, Insecta, Hymenoptera, Apidae. The transcript is spliced from 7 exons. The record is from RefSeq and is a predicted model, not a curated record.